Messenger RNA from Lodderomyces parapsilosis, 996 nucleotides. RefSeq names its product Hsp30p (gene HSP30). NCBI's taxonomy places the organism in Eukaryota, Fungi, Ascomycota, Pichiomycetes, Serinales, Debaryomycetaceae. Gene Ontology annotation, cellular component: plasma membrane; endoplasmic reticulum. The transcript has a single exon. The coding region runs from base 1 to 996 and encodes 331 amino acids. The record is from RefSeq and is a predicted model, not a curated record.
AUGAGCUUUACACAAUUUACUGAUUUGGUCAAACGUAACCGUGCCGUUGACAUCAAUCCACCUCCAUCAGAAUCAGACAUUAAUUUAACCAGCCAUGGUAGUGACUGGUUGUGGGCUGCUUUUUCAGUGUUUGCUUUGCUCGCAAUCUGCCAUGGUUUCAUCUACAGCUUGACUAGCGUACGCAGAAGCGGAAUCAAGAAAUCAUUAUUGACGAUUCCAUUGUUUACCAAUGCUGUGAUGGCAUUCGCUUACUACACUUAUGCUUCAAACUUGGGUUACACUUGGAUCGAGACUGAAUUCCAUCAUGUUUCCACUGAUAGAGGCUUGUAUGUUCGUCAAAUCUUUUACACCAAGUUUGUUGGAUGGUUCUUGUGCUGGCCAUUGGUGUUGAUCAUAUUCACUGUCAACACACAUACCUCUUUGACAGACGAUAGAGAGGACAUUUUGAAAAAGAUCGUACAAGUGUUUUCAUCCAUCUUCACCCGGUUUUUGUCUAUCGAGGUGUUUGUGUUGGGUUUGUUGAUUGGUGCAUUGAUUAGAUCCACUUACAAAUGGGGUUACUUUACAUUUGCAACUGUGGCAUUGUUGUUUACCAUUUACCUCGUUUGUGUUGACUUGCACAACAGCUUCCAAUCGAUUAACAAGAGCAUGAUUGCAAACCUUGUCAUUAUUUUUGAGAUUGUUGUCUGGAUCUUGUAUCCAGUUUGUUGGGGAUUGUCAGAAGGUGGUAAUGUCAUCCAACCGGACUCAGAAGCUGUGUUUUACGGUAUCUUGGAUCUCAUCAACUUUGGCUUUGUCCCAGUCAUCUUGACCUGGAUUGCCGUCAACACCAUUGAUGAAGACUUCUUUACCAAGAUUUGGCACUUCCAUUUGAACAAUAAUGUUAGUGUUGAUCGUGAUGCUGAAAAAUCAGUUGGUGACACAACUCCAAGACAUUCUGGUGACACUACUGUUGCACCGGCAGGAGUCCACCAAGAAGAGGAGGAACAUGUUUAG